GUAUGCAUUCUUUUAUUAUUUUGAUCUCCGGUGAAAAAUACUUUCUCCGUCCCGUUCAGUUGACAUCGGACCGUCUUGGGUCAUACUGCUCAUUAUUGAUCCGGCAACGGGACGAGAACUACCGUCUACUCACCUAGAAGCUCCACUUGUUUGUUUUCCUAAUAACAGAUUUUGCUUAUAUUUUAAAUUUUAUUUCAAAACAAAGUAUGGAAAUGUGGACUCAGUCGUACUGGCCCACCGCGUACGACUAUCACCACUACGACAUUUACGAUAAAAUGCAUCAUUACCGACAAGCAGCUUACCAGCAGUAUCCCGUGUACCGAGUUCCUCCCGUCUUCCACACCGCAAAGUCCAUCCCUCUCGACCAACUUUCCACAAAGUCCGUGGAACGAACUCUACCACCGCACCACGAGGCAGAGCUCCCCCAAUUGGAUGGAAGUUUCGACCGGGGCAGGUGUCAGGUUUCACCGGUCGAUUCGGACUCGGUCGGACGGAAUGAAAGCACGAGAGAACGGUGUAGCUCACCUGGCGAUAGGGGAAAGGAGGACGGGGGCUCGAGGCGAGAUUCGACCCCGGACAGCACGGCUAGCGACCCGGCUGAUUCUCGGUCGUUCUGCAGAGUGCUGACUUUCCAAGAUCAAAAUGGUCAGCCCCGCGAGAUGGUCUUCCCCAAGGCGCUCGAUCUGGAUCGGCCCAAGAGAGCGCGUACGAGUUUCACGUCUUAUCAGCUAGAGCGGCUGGAGCAGGAGUUCAAGUGUAACCAGUACAUGGUGGGGAGGGAUCGAGCUCGCCUGGCAACCAACCUCGAUCUCACGGAAACUCAGGUUAAAGUGUGGUUCCAGAACCGCCGGACCAAGCACAAGCGAGAGCAGUGCAGGGCAGCGGAGUUCCAAGAAAAGAACGCCGAGAGCAUAGCCGCCUGCAACAUCCUCAGGUUCCUGCAGAGCAAGCAAGGCGAUGCAGCAAUAGCGCCCUCAGUCGGACCCAUCAGUCCAACUCAGAACCGUCUGAUGACGUCGUGGUGACGUAGGGAUGGACAGUUCAGGACAGAUGAUGGAUAAACUGGAGCGUUAAUAAACGAAAAGCAAGGACUCUUGUAAAUAAAAGGACUUGUAUAAAAUAUAAAUUGUCAUUAAGGUUGAGGGGUGUACCGGGUAGUGUUUCGAUCGACUCUAAAGACGAAGGGGGUAAAAAGCUGUCUUACAAAAAAAAAAAUCAAUUUCAAUACCAUUUAUUUCCAUCCAAAGUAAAGUAAAAGCACCAUGAGAACAAAAGUAGUCAUAUUAAGAUGAAGGCAUUAUUUAAAACGUGAAGCCGAUGCUUCUAGGGACAUGCCUACACUUCAAUGAAAAACUGUAAAAAAAAAUGAAUUUCAGAUGAAUUUAAAGAAAAACAGACAAACCAACAGACAAGUUCAAAUGAAACGCAAACAAAUAACCAAGGACGGACUGACGAACAAACAGACAACAGGUGUCAAAGAUUUACAUAAUAAUGAGACUUAAUAAAUACUAGGAGGAAAUAGGGAGCAAACUAGCUGGUCGGAACGGAGAAAGAGAAAGAUAGGAUGCCGGUGAGGCACAAGAUGGUUACUCAACUGAUUUUGAAUCAAUUGAUUUUUGUUGAAAUUGCUAUUUAUUGAUACAUGUAUAUUGUUUUGUUUCGAUAGUAAUUAAGCCCUGCUUGGUUCGGUCAUCUAACACAAAGGAAUGUCAACUGUUCGAGUAAAUAUUCACUCCUUAUCGGGAGUUUCAUCAAUGAAUGUGUAAUAAUCCGUCUUUUUUUUUGUAUAUAUAAUUUUAAAAAUCUUUUGUGAAAAGUGAAUAAAGUUAUUGAAUACAGAC
This is a messenger RNA of Patiria miniata (bat star), 1841 nucleotides long. RefSeq names its product ventral anterior homeobox 2a-like. The transcript is spliced from 3 exons. Lineage: Eukaryota; Metazoa; Echinodermata; Asteroidea; Valvatida; Asterinidae. Bases 207 to 1025 code for a protein of 272 amino acids. Gene Ontology annotation, molecular function: DNA binding; DNA-binding transcription factor activity, RNA polymerase II-specific. The record is from RefSeq and is a predicted model, not a curated record. Gene Ontology annotation, biological process: brain development; regulation of DNA-templated transcription; central nervous system development.